UGCCGUACAAUGACGAGAUAUGCAAUGCCAACAGAUAAGACGGCCAGUAUGUCGUAUGAAGAGCUUUGUCAGGUUUAAUCAACGACGUCAGUCAGCGGGCCUAGACCUGUUGUUGUUUUGUACCGCAGCCGCCUAAGGAUCGCACAAGUAGGAUGGUGAACAUAGCCAGCGUGGGUACGGUUGUCAUCAAAGUGGUGAAGCUGGUGUUAAACAUAAUUAUACUAGUGCUGUACAGAACGGGAUAUAGGGGACAGUUUUUGGGAGUAGGCGGCACGUGGAAUCUAAACGAGGAGAAAAAUCCGGAUGCGGAAAUCGUGGCUUCCGGGGUGUUCAUAGGAUUCUUUAUAUACACCACGGUCAUACUGAUAUCCUAUGGGUUCGGCUCAAACCAUCAGAAGAAAACAUUGGUGGACAUCAUCAUGAACUUUGUGGGCAUGUUCUUGUUUAUCGCAGUCGGAGGGAUAGCUCUUCACUAUUGGAUAGGCUACCAGAACGAGAACAAGUACAUCAGUGUGACAUCGGAAAGGGCAAUAGGCAUAACGGUGGGAGUAUUGUGCGUGUUGUCUGGAGCCGUUUACCUAAUCGAUACGGUUCUGUCGUUUGUACACUUUGCACGCGAAAUAGAAUUCGAAUAACUCGCCAAUUCCUUUCCACUCCAAUCUAAUUCAUCAGAGGAUAUUUUUUUUAUAUUUUUUUUACACAAAACACCCUUUGAGCACACCGGAGGAACCAAACAAAACGCUGGGAAUAUUUGUUUUUAUUUGGUAUAUCAGUAGACUAAGCGUUUAAAUAUUACAUAAUAUUAUAUAUUAAUAUGUUUAUUCGCCUCUCUCAUCAUCGAUUCCAUCCAUGUAAUCUUUUUUUAUUAUUUGUACAUAAAACUAAUUAGUCGAUAAGAUAAAAGUUUUAAGUGUAGCAUAUAAAUGGAUACCUAUAAACGUAAUUGUGUACAAUAAUUUGGUUUCGAUAUUUAUUUUACUUAAAUCGUUUAUUUACUGAAACGUUAAGGCUAAUGCAAUAUUAAAAUGUAUUUUAACUCUUAUUGUCUAAAUAAAAUCAAUAUAGAUAUACGAUUAGAUAUUAAAUAGUGCAAUAUAAUUCAACACGUCAGCUGUCCAUAGAUAUUAAGUUUUA
Molecule: messenger RNA, 1134 nt
Organism: Adelges cooleyi (spruce gall adelgid)
Lineage: Eukaryota; Metazoa; Arthropoda; Insecta; Hemiptera; Adelgidae
Gene: Ssk
Product: protein snakeskin
Exons: 3
Coding region: 153-635 (160 amino acids)
Biological process (GO): septate junction assembly
Source: RefSeq, a predicted model, not a curated record